AGGAGGGGAGGGCCAGUGGCGAUUAGGCGACAAGGCCACCGCCCGGAACACAAAGCCCCCCGCCUUUUGCUUCGUCGAGACGUCGCCGUACACGACUCCCCGCCGAGCGCAAUCUCGCGCCCCUUUUGUCAGAAUGCGAGCUCCGUAGAACUACGCUCUCGGAACGUCCGCAUAGAACGCCACCACGAAUUGGACGCGGGCCGCUGUUUUGCGUCCAGCACCGUGCGACCCAAGGAUCCGGAAACAUCGCCCGUCCACCGAAUAAUCAGGUGGUGGUGGCCUGUGAGGAAAAAAGGCCUUUCGAGCCGGUCGCGAGCACCGCUGGUUCUUCGAAAGGCCGACAAAUCGAAUCGCCAUGAUCCUGUGCUCGCUGAAGACCGAGCUGUUGGUCCUCGUCCGCGAACUGGCCGUCUUCUUGUUCAUCCGCCUGGCGGACUUGCUGUUCACGCUCUGGUUCUGGAGGACACCCAAAGCCAAGCUUCCGGAGGUCACGGACCCGCUGCUCCUGGAAUCCGCCACGCUGGUCGCCUCCAGGAUACGCGCGGGAAAGCUGAAGAGCGUGGACGUGGUGAGGGCGUACGUGAAGCGGCUGGAGGAGGUGAACCCGGCACUGAAUGCCGUGACGGACACCAGGUACGAGGAGGCGCUCACCGAGGCCCAAGAGGUGGACCGGCAAGUGGCCGAAGGGGCCGCAGCCUCGGAGCGAGACCAGCCGCUGCUGGGCGUGCCUUUCACCGUCAAGAACACCAUAGGCGUCCGAGGUUGCGUGCAGGACUGCGGCUCCUUCUACUCGAAGGGACGGCGGGCCCCCGAAGACGCCCAGGUGGUGGCGCUGAUGCGCAAGGCCGGCGCCAUUCCCGUGGUCAUCAGCAGCGUUCCUGAGCUCUGCCUCUCCGUGGAGUGCAACAGCGUCCUCCACGGGACCACCUGCAACCCGUACGACUCCAACAGGAGCCCCGGUGGAAGCUCAGGAGGUGAGGCCAGCCUUCUCGGUGCGGCCGCGUCAGUCAUCGGCCUGGGCACGGACCUGGCCGGCAGCAUCCGCCAACCUGCGGGCAACUGCGGCGUCUUCGGCCACAAGCCAACUCACGGCAUCGUCUCUCGACACGGCUUGUACCCCGACAGGGGUGAGGCCGUGGGCAAGUUCUCGACGCCCGGUCCCAUGUGCCGCUACGCCGACGAUCUCCUUCCCAUGCUGCGGGUCAUGGCCGGAGAGAACGCUCCCCGGCUGGCCCUGGACAGCCCGGUUGAUUUGAAAAAAUUAAAAGUGUUCUACCUUGUUGACGAUGGUAACAAGUACAUCGGGCGCCUGCAAAAAAAAUUCAGCCAAGCCGUCCUUGAUGCUGUCGCUUGUCUGGAACCUCUUUGCGAGGCCCGGCCCCGGCAGGUGUCGUUCGAAGAGCUGCCGCGGGCCUCGCGUAUCUGGAUGGCAACUGUGAGGUCCGGCGCUCCACCUCCCUUCGCCGAAGUCAUCAAGAACUACACGGGCAAGCUGAACCCGCUGACGGAGCUGGCGCUCAAGCUGGUCGGCCGGUCCCACCACACGGUGGCCGCCAUCGUGGUGGCCCUCUGGGAACGGGAAAAGGACUUCACGGACCCCGCCCGCGUCGCGGACCUCACCGCGCAGGGACAGCGCUUCGUGUGCAAGCUGGAAGAGCUCCUCCAGGACGGCGACGCAGUGCUCGUGAUGCCGGCCGCGGGGUUCGGCGCUCCCGGCUACCACGGCCAGUGGCUGACGAACAUGGACAACACGAACUACACGUGCCUCUUCAACACGGCCAUGGUUCCCGCGACCGCGUGUCCGCUCUACCUGGACAAGAGGGGCCUGCCCGUAGGGGUGCAGGUGGUGGCGGCCCGCUACAAGGACAGGCUCUGCCUCGCCGUGGCCAGGGAACUCGCCAGCAAGUUCGGCGGAUGGAGGGCUCCGGGGACGCGGACCUCCGCUUGAGCGGCCAUUUCGGGCAUGGCAUCUGGAGGGGCCGAUAGCUGAUUUCGAUGUUCCGUGAUAUUCGGGAAGAGAUCGAACAGUCACGCCUCUGGCGGCACGCUUCAGCUGUCGGGACAACAAACCGAACUUUCUUGUUUGUUUUUGAUCAGCGAUAUCGAUGGUGACGAUUCGAACGGCCGCUCCUCGUGGAACCAAAGCACUGGUAAGAGUGAAGCGCUCGUGUCCAGACCGUGCAUGGCGAGGUUCAAUUUCUUUGUUAUUCUGUGUUAGUAAACACCGGGCUGUAAAGAUAUCAAGCUCGAUAAAGCUCCCCCUAUAGUUCGAUCUCCUGGCCAAUAGUCAUCAUCGCGUAUUAGCACCAACAAGAUAAAUCCUUAAGAGCGGUCGCGGCGCUAAUGUGGAGACCUGGACCUGCUUGCUAGAGACGGAGUAUCAGUUGAGAGUCCUGUGUGAAAGAGAUCAAUGGCGAAGAUAGCGCACGAGCCAGUAGCAGCUAGGAGACAUGGCCCGCGCCUCGUCUGCCUCCCCCCACUUUAUCAAUUGAGAAGCUCCACGGAAAAGUGUGGUUCAAAAACCGCCGCAAGCGAGCAGGUAUGCGGGCGCGGAUAGCGUUCCUUGCGCCACCAGCAGCACCGCUCCCAUGGCCAAUGGAGAGAGACUGUUCUUGAACGAUGUCCUUUUUGCGCAGACUUUACGUUGACCAUGUAAAAACCACAAUCGAAUCCCCUACAACCCCUGGAAAUGUGCAUCUAACGUUCCGCCGGCUCCGUCGUUUCUUGCCAAAUAGGCUGGUAGCGCGAGCGCCGCUGAUUAGACGCACCACGGAAAGGCGCGAGACAUUCUAGGAAUCUUAUCCCCUGACUUUGAUCAAGGUUACUUUUUUUAUUAUAGUAACGUUAAUCACUAGUGGAUUCAAGCAGCGCGCCGCGUAUAGGCGAUUGCAAGCUGGGCGACUGGCCGCCGCCAUGUCUCUGCUCGAGGAGGCACGCCCGUGCGAUUACGAGCUUGCCAAAGCUACGUUCACCCGCGCGUUGCACGCGCUUGCACGCAUGGGGCACCACUUGUGGCGCCAAGCUUGCAAUUGUCUAUACCUUCCGGCAGCAUCGUUCACAGCGUUUGGUGCAGCGUUUCCCAACGAGCGCGAGAUUAGCACGCGGCAACGCCUAGACGAACGCGUAUGCCGGAUUGCGGCAACUCUUGUCGAGCUUCUGCUGCUUGGGGCGGGUCGGGGGUCCACUAACGAUGACGUCAUGCGCAGGACCAGUCUUCUAGCUGGUGUUGGCCCAGCGCCUUUUUUCAUUUUUUUUUUUUUUUUUUUUUUGUGCCCAAUUGAAGAAAAUGUGGCGAACUCCCCUGGUCGUUUUGGAGCGCGCCGGGAUCGACUUUUCGGGAGCGAGCCUAUUUCACUGGGCGAUCGGGGUCGAGACCAAGGUGUUCCACUGGUCGUUUUGGAUUAGCCCCCGCUCCAGAUCUCGAUCUGGAUCCGAGAAACGUCGCUCCCACGAUUUCGGGGGAUUUAACCGGAAGUCAGCCGGGCCAGCCCUCGGCGCACACAGGUGACUUCCUUUCUCGCGGGGCAUCUCGCCUGAUCUCGCCCAUCUCGCCUCAAAAGAAGAAGCACGUCGCGGGCUGGGCUCCUAGAUUGUCUCGACAUCAGAAGAAUUCGUAAUGGCCGCUUGCUUACCCCUUGGCUCGACAGCCGGUUCGUUUUCCAGGAAGGAGAAGGGAAGGUAUUUGCCGGCGCUACGGGCAUUCCGGCAAUCUUUGCUAGAAGCGCCCGAGCCAUUCCUGCCGCUCGUGCGUCGAACACGUGUUAGCGCCGCGAUUGCGAAAACGGCUUCGAAACGACCGCGGCGGCCGCGGAAAGGGGAUUCCCGGGCAGUUGAAUGAUGGGAAGGAAUCCGCCGAUCCAGGAGCAGUGGUCAUGUUCCACUGGGGAUCCGUAGGCGGCGCGACCCCGUUCGAAUCGUGUGCUCCGGUCCGGAUCUGGUCAACUGAUCCCGGUGCGCUCCAAAACGCCCCGUGGAAUUCGCCAAUAGUCGGAAUUCCGUAGUGAGGAUCGGAGUGACGGCAUCUUGAUUGGUUUUGCUCUGUGUGACAGUGACGUCAAAGAUUUAAGAUUAUCGUGUUAGUAAUGGUGCUAUGAAACUGAGACACUGUCAUUCUGCAAGUUCUCAAUCGGUGCAUAAACGUCGCUCCGCGGGCACAUCUGUCUUUUUGGUAAUAUUCUGCCUGUCUGCAUUCAAUUAUCAGCCAGUCGUCACUGCAGGACCUCUAAAGUUGUGAAUUGUUAGUUAAUUACGUCAUACCUCGACGUGUAUGACGAAAUUCGCAAGAACAAAAUCGAAGACGAUAUGUUUCGAUAUCUAAAACAAAUCAAUAAUAUUCGUCAGGUAAACUUUUUUUUUUGGCAUCGCGUGCUCCUUUCGCUGCUGUCUUCGCCACUGUUAGAAAUGCCGUGUUUCUGGGGAUGCAUAUUUUAACUGCCAGUGUUUUCGUUGCGAAAGGUAAAUAACUGAAAGCUACAUUUAAGAGUUUUGUGAGACAUUAAGGGGAGGGUGAAUAUUACCGAAUUAUGAGAUUAACCAUCUUAUUUUUAUUCUAAUAAAGAAAGGUUGUGAACGGGACGGUGACAAGCGUUCAUCAGAGCCCCCAGGUUUGUUGUGUUUUUUUUUCUGCUGUGAUAAAAUAUUAGGAUAUGAAGAAAAGUCGAUUUAUCUUUUAUGGGCGGUGAAUUAAACUUGUUAAUAAAAUAAUGUCAGAAAAAAA
Molecule: messenger RNA, 4717 nt
Organism: Ixodes scapularis (black-legged tick)
Lineage: Eukaryota; Metazoa; Arthropoda; Arachnida; Ixodida; Ixodidae
Product: fatty-acid amide hydrolase 2-B
Exons: 9
Coding region: 356-1948 (530 amino acids)
Source: RefSeq, a predicted model, not a curated record